Messenger RNA from Ictalurus punctatus (channel catfish), 3355 nucleotides. RefSeq names its product multimerin 2a (gene mmrn2a). The transcript has 8 exons. Lineage: Eukaryota; Metazoa; Chordata; Actinopteri; Siluriformes; Ictaluridae. Gene Ontology annotation, molecular function: protein binding. The record is from RefSeq and is a predicted model, not a curated record. The coding region runs from base 134 to 3319 and encodes 1061 amino acids.
UGGAGCCUGAUAGGAGGCGGGGGGUACCAAAAGAGAUCUUUGAGAUGGGGAGGUGUCCAAAAAGCAGCUUUAAAGCAACUAAUGCUCUCACUGAGGCGUCACAGGCAGGGAAGACAGCACAUGUGUGUGUGUUAUGUGGAGGAUGCAAGCACACAUGAUCGUGUUGAAAGUGUUUCUGGUACUGCAGGUCUUGCUGCUGCCAGCACGGUGUGAUGUUUGGCCCAGAGACCAAGAACUGAAAGAUGGAGAGGAGGAGCAAUUAAAGCACAUACCACAGGGACAGCAAGAUGGUUGGGAUUAUGGUGACCCAUAUGGAUAUUCUGGAGCAGGUCAUCACAGUGCUGGAGCACAAAAAGAAAGCCCUGAUGUCUCUGAAAGGGUCCAUUACCCUCUGGAGCAUGGGCAUGUUAACCCCAGUCAUGGGCGUCCGUCUGAGGAUCUGUCUGUGGCCGCAGAAGACGAUUCUUCGGUGACCCGAAGGAAUAACACUCCAAUGCGCAUGGGAAACUGGUGUGCGUUUGUGCAUAAGCGUGAAGUCACCAUGGCAGUGUCCUGCGGUACUGAGAAAUACAUCAUCAAGUCCCAGAGUCCCUGCCCAAAUGGGACACCUGACUGCCAUCUGAUCAUGUACAAGCUGUCUACUCGGCCAGUGUACAGAACGAAGCAGAAGAUCUUCACGGCACUCUUGUGGAGAUGUUGCCCUGGUCAUGGUGGAGAGAGAUGCGAGGAUAUUGUGGAAAACGGCCAUGUCUCUGAAGUGUCCAGCACUGACAUCAGGCUUAAUCCAGGAGGUCCAGAGCUCAACAAUACAGGAUCGGAAAUGCUAACCCACAAACAAAACCAGAAGAAGAAUGACCAUCAAGACCACAGGCCUUCGCUAAAUGAGUCCCUGAGGACUGAGAAGAACUCAACAGAAGAUCAGAAGAGCUAUGACUACACUCCAAACCCACACACGGGCCAUGUGCCUCACUAUGAGAGUGGCGCACCCUAUGGUACGGAUGAUGGACAUCGAGGUCCUCCACCAGAGGCACAUUAUGCAAAUUCUGGGCUUGUACCCAUCCAUUAUUUAAAGGAUGUCAUGAUGUCUCAUUUACAGCCCAUAUUUGACAGCUUCAACCGGACACUAGAACGCCUGUCUGAGGAGGUGCAGGAUUUACAAAAGGACAUGUCUAAGCUGCAACUUGAUCAGAUGUUACAGGGAGAGUCCCUAGCGGCAAGAGGUGGAAUAGUUGAGGAGUCAGAGCAGCACAAGGCAAUGACUGAUACGUCCAUGCAGCUGGAGGAACUGAAGACACAACUUGUCGAUGACAUGGAACAGAAGCUACAUGCACAGCAGGCCAUGUUCCACUACAACUUGAGCAACCUGAAGAUUGACAUGGAUGUCCAAAUUAAACGCAACCAGAAGAUGCUACAGACAGGUCUCCAUGCCCUAAAUUCCUCACUAUCAGAGGUAAGAGAGAAACAAGACCAGCUGAAGGAGGACCUACAGAGGGUUUUGACGCUCACAAGUCAUAUACCAAGUCCUGUCAAACAGCCUCAGGAGGACACAGCAGUCUGGGAAGCCAUUACCCGUCUAGACAAUAAGGUGGUCAAUAACACAAUAUGGCUCAGUGCUCUAAACAAAGACCAAAUCCAAGUGUCAGGGAGAAUAGAACACUUUCAAAAGGGCUGGAAGAACUUAGAGGAGCGUAUAACCCAGAAUGACCACAAGAAUGAAGAAAGAUACAUUGAGGCUUUCCUGGAAGUGGAUGCGGCAAAGGUGACAGUUGGAAACUACGCUGAUGAGCUGGCAAAAAAUUUCACCAAUCUUCAAAUCAUAGUUCAGGAACUGGAGGAAGACAUGGACGAUUUGUACACACAGUUCCAUAAGAACAUAAGUUUGGGUAGUAGAGACUGCGACUGUACCGGCAUCAGCUCAUCCGUGGCGCAGUUGAAACAGGAAGUGGCUAAUAUAAAAGUGAUUGCAAGUGAAAACAGGCAAGCUCUAGACAGUGCAGCAGAAGAGAAGGUAAACCUUUGGGAAAAGGGUGACUGGGGCCCACCAGUGGAAGAGAUCAAAUUAGGCUUACACACUGUGCAGAACUCGUUGGCGCAUGAACAAGAGAAGCGCAAGAUCCUGCAACAAACCUUAAACACACUCCAGACCUCUCUUUUAGGCAGUCAAAUAGAUAUUGAAGCUCUACAGCAACGGGACAGUCAGAAAGCUGGUGAGAUAAAACACCUGUACGACGCUUUUAACUCUCUGUUGAAAGACGCGAUACGUCACAGUGACAUACUGACAAUCCUGCUUGGUGAGGAGGUUUUGGAGUUUAUGGACUGGUCCCCACAAGCCCAGGAAGCCCACUCCAUCCCUGCGCUAAAGACGCUGAUCAGCGACCUGCAGGAACAGAUAAACGGACACAGCCGUAGCCUGGCCUCCAUGCUUAACUCUGAAGAUCCCACUGCAGAUGAUCUCUCAGAGCUGCUAGACUGGAUUGGAGAGGAUCUGAACAGGAAAGAAAAGGAACAGAAAUUUGACCAUUCCUCAAAGGAACCUACGAGUUACAAAGACAAGGACUUGUUUGCUUUGGAAAAAACAGUGGAACAGCUUCGAGCACAGGUCGUCAAGCUCGAAGAACAGAAAUGUCUGUCCUGCUGCAAUUCUACUAAAGGUGCUGCUUCCAAAGAUGUAGAGGGAGAACUGCAAGCCGAGUUGGCAAGUGUGCGCAAGAACCUUGACGAUCAUCUCAGGAUUUUCAGCAGCAUUUUCAGUAAUACUGAAGGUCUAACAGAGUCUGACGCAACAGUAGAUUUGGAUAAAUUGUUUGCAUUAAUAAUGAAAAAGGAAGCUAAACUUCAAAGAAAGAGGCAAAACAAGAGAGAGGAUACAAGAAGUGCACAGCGCAGCAAGCGGGAUACAUCGGGUGAAAUAGCAGUGCACAGUCAGCUUCCUGAGAACCCGCUCAUGUUCGUGGCCAGCAACAGAGAUGGUGCGAACACACCUGGAACAGUCGUGUUUGAAACCAUGUCCGUAAACCAUGGGCAAAUGUACUCACCUGAAACGGGCACGUUCCGAGCACCUGCUCCGGGGGAUUACCUGUUUGUGUUGACACUGGACUUCGGGUCUGGGCCAUCUUUAGCCCAGCUGAAGAGAGGAGAGGAAGUGGCAGCAUCACUGCAUCAGAGAACGGGGAAGCCAUCAGGACCCGCGUCCCGCGUCUGCUUCCUACAGCUGCAACAGGGUGAAGAGGUUCAUGUAGAACUAGUGCAGGGAACAUUGGAGCAUGGGAAGCCAAAGGAGAACAUCUUUGCUGGACUGCUGCUCCGACAGACCACAUGAGCACACGUUCACAUCCGAAAAAGUAAAAAAAAAACA